This is a messenger RNA of Gigantopelta aegis, 3624 nucleotides long. RefSeq lists its product as uncharacterized. Lineage: Eukaryota; Metazoa; Mollusca; Gastropoda; Neomphalida; Peltospiridae. The coding region runs from base 533 to 3226 and encodes 897 amino acids. The record is from RefSeq and is a predicted model, not a curated record. Gene Ontology annotation, molecular function: protein binding. The transcript is spliced from 11 exons.
UAUUGGUAGACAUGAAGAGGUUGACGAAAGAUAUUCGGACAGUGACGAUGAACAUAUAUAUGAUAAUACUAUUCCUGGGAACCGAAAUGCUUGGUACGUGCCCACUCCACCCACGAAUAGUGAGAGUUGGGAGGAGAACAAGGAACGGCUACGUAUCUGCCAUUCCUAUUUACUGGAGCAGAUUGAAGCCAAUGACAUCAUUCCCUAUCUGUUUGAAAAAGAAGCCUUGACUCUGGAUGACCGUGACGAGAUCAAGCACACCAACCCAGCAACCAGACUGACCAGGAAUGACAUCCUCAUUCGAAAAAUCCUCCAAGGGAAGUCUACUGGAUAUGAUAUCCUGUUAGAUGCUCUCAAUGGAAAUGGAUAUCCACACGUGGCAGACAAGUUAACAUCAACACCUGUAAAUUAUAUUCCAGGUGAUCUAAACUGUGAUCAAGAUAUAGUAGACUCGUCACCAGCUCAGGAAUCCGAUACCUUUCCCAAUUUCCCAGAAACCUUUUGCAACCCACAGGAAAUCCAUGUUGAUCAGAUGAGAGAAAACAGGCAUGAACAAAUUAUACAAGAACUGAAAGCCGACGAAAAGCUGUUUGUAGAAACGUUUGCUUUUUCCAAAGCCAAACAAGUGAUUUGUCAGUCUGGACACGUGACCUUAACGGGUGGUCCAGGUGAAGGCAAGACAUUGAUGAGUCGACAAAUUCUUCUUGAUCAGAUUCAGAAGGGUUACAAUCCUUUGGUUGUGAGGGAAAGGCGUGAUUUGGAUUAUUGGAAUCCAAAGGAAAAGACCGCAAUAUUAUGUGACGACAUCUUUGGGAAGUCUUCCUUACAUUCUGCUGCGGAUUUAGAAAACGCAAAAGAUAUUAUGGACAAGUUUUUGGCUCACUGGAAUCAUGAAAAAGACAAUAACAUCGCUAUUCAGACUACAAAGUUGCACGUGAUCAUAACAUCAAGGAACUACUUACUAAAAGAAGCACGCGUGUUUAGAAGUUCACAUUGGUCUAUAUUUGAAGGUGACCGCGUUCUUGAUCUCACGCAGAAAAAUUCAUUGUCAGAAAACGAAAAACGAAAAAUCCUUGAAAUUCACCUCCGCAGCAUUACAUAUAAUAUGCAGGAAGAUGAUAUGAAAAGUGUCAUUACUAUUACCACAAAAAGCAUUGGCUUUCCUGAAUGCUGCAGACUCUUCAUUGACACACACAUACUUGGUUACUUUAAGCCAGAUCCUAAAAGGUUUUUUGCUGAACCACUAGAAUUUUUGGUGAACAUUAUAGAGAAUUUGUAUAUUGAAAAAGAAAACUACAAAGCCAUAUUUCACCUGCUCAUCCUUAGAAACGGCAGUAUUAAAAUGCAGGAUAUAAGUACAUACUCUGUAGAAAUCCGGGAUUUCCUGAAACACGUUGAGAUCAAGGUACCGAACCACAAAGAUAUUAAAGAAGCCAUGGAUGUUUUAUGUUCGUGUUUCCUAACAUCUGACGGCUGUCUUGUAAUGGCCAGACACCCUUCUAUUUUUGAUGCAAUUGCAUAUGUCAUUGGGUGCUACAGCCCAUCACUGGUGCUCAAGUGCUGCAGUUUGGACUUCAUAUAUCAGCGAGUGCGAAUAGUUGAUGGAUCCAACCCUACAGAACCAGACUGUGAAAAAUGGUUUUUGAUACAAAUUCUAGAAGAUCAGUUUAAAACCCUGGCUGUGCGAUUUGCAGAAACAGUUCAAGAAAAAACGACUGACCUGUCACUAGUAUGUAGUCAUCAGGCUUGUUCUGUACAAAGCUUUGUUCGGAUCUUCUUUAAGCAGCUGCAAGCGAGAUCAGGAAAGAUGGCAAAACUCUUAAAGUAUACUAAAUUGAGUACCCUUCUCAAGGACAAAGACAAGAAGUGUGCAAAUUUUAUCUACUGGUCCACAUGGAACAAGAAUGGAAUAUUAUGCAAAAGGAUUCUGCGACAUUGCUCCUUUUUAGAAACCAAACUGGUUAAGGCAUUGUAUGGAGCAACCAUCAGUGGAAACACCGAGGCAUUCAGUAUGCUGUACAAAAAGCUGCAUCCUCCCUUAGCCCAUAUUGUUCUAUCCAGCGCAUUAUCAGAAGUCAAAUGCGUCCACACGCCACAGCAGACCCAGGAUAUAUUAAAUUCAGCCACUCUCAAAGAAGUGAGAAUUACUGAACCUCUGAUCUGUAUUGCAGCAAAGUAUGGAAAAGUUAACAUUCUCUGCACGAUGGAAAAAGAAGGCUUUCCUCUCAGUGUGAAAGGCAAAAACAACAUGACACCUUUACAUUAUGCUUGUGAAGGCGGAGAUCUUGUGAGCGCACAUUUCCUCAUCACUCAUGGUGCCAGCGUAACAGCCGAAGCACUUGACCACACUUUACCAUUAAGUAUGGUCCGAGUUGAAAGUAUGAAGACGCAAUUGGCGGAGUUCUGUGAUGAAAACCUUCUGCAAGAGGUUCGUUGUAUGCUGUUGAAGUUGAAAGAUCUGCAUGUUGAGUUCGUCACCCAGGAGACGGAGACGACGACUUGUGAUUUCCACGGCAUUCUACAGGAGGUGUUCACGCACCACGUCUACAGUCGGAAACACGUCGCCCAACUCAUGUGUGAAGACAAAUUCCCAGAAAACACUUUAUUGUGGUUGAGAAAACAAGGGUCAUCAAAUGAUUCGGAGACGAUAAUGUGUACUGCGUACCUCCUGGAGACUUUAUCACUCUACGUCCCGCUUUACCCAAAGCUCAUGGCACACUUCCUGUCUGACGACGUCGACAUCCCAGACAUCCUAUCUGGUGUUUUCAGCAAAUCUGAGUUUUUGGAUGAGUGCAUUAUUCGGCUAAUAUGGAGCAUGCAUAUCAUGACAAAAACCGGGGACGAAAAGCUUCAAGACAGUGGUAUUAAGAUUCUGUCUAAAGCUGUGACGAUGUGUGACAAACCGUGGACAAAGGCUAAAGCCAUUAUAACAGCUGGCGUAGUAGUGCACAGUUACAACGAACAGGAUCAGUUCAACUGCCUCAUUAAAGGAGAGUUGGAAUCCAUUUGGUGGCUGCUGGCGUGGGUGUUGGAGGGUCUGAAAACUAAGUCGAAGAUGGUCAAUAUUGGUUGUUUUCAGUGCAGCUGGUUCAUCAAUGUGGCAGACAUUCUCAAAUCUCUCAACUGGCUGUCGUUUUUUGACGGAACGCGUAAACAGGUGAUAUUGGCUAAUAAGAGAAUACAUUAUGUAAAACAACAAAUUUCACACCUUUCAGUCCUUAUUUAGUUCAGCUAUGUGCCUAUAACAAAUUACAACGAAAUAAUUCCAGUGUACUAUUUUGGUUUAAAAGGACUUCCUGUUUGCAAAUCUUUAGAGCCCACCACCAACCAAGCGAUCCCUGCCAUGUUUCUCCAGUAGAACUGAAGAUACACCACUGUAAAUGUUUUGCAUGAAACCAUGGAAAAGAUCGAUAUUCAAGACUGGUUUCACAGGAUUUUGAGAUAUGCUGACCGUGUCAUUUUGGAGAAUCAAUGUAAUUUGUACAAAUAACUUUUACGAGCCAUUCAGGCUCGUAUCCUAGCCAAGCUUGCGAGUCCUAUAGGUUGCACUAUACCAAUUAAUUUCCGGCUGGGUCGAAGUUCGAGGUGUACCGAACUUUUGAUACAGAAGUUAACACCACAAGU